This is a messenger RNA of Daldinia vernicosa, 1155 nucleotides long. RefSeq lists its product as uncharacterized. The transcript has a single exon. The record is from RefSeq and is a predicted model, not a curated record. Bases 435 to 968 code for a protein of 177 amino acids. NCBI's taxonomy places the organism in Eukaryota, Fungi, Ascomycota, Sordariomycetes, Xylariales, Hypoxylaceae.
CGUGCCUCUGACUAACACCAACAAUGUUAACUUGCAUCACGGAGGAUGAGAUGACGGGUAAACGUACAAGACAAUGGCUCUAGAAGUUCGAGGCAGUGUGAAUUGCAUUUAGUUUCAUUCAAUCCGUCUUCCAUUCUUGCUCGAUGUUUUCUCUUUGUUAUUCCAUCUACAACAACUUCUUAGAUCUGCCACGACUUCUUAGGCAUUCUUCAUUCUUCUUAAUUCUACCUUUUAGUUUAUAGGUCAGGUACCUUUUAUUCAUACAUACACCGAGCUGGUCUCACGCCUUGCGUAUUGUUCUCAUGCUGCACAUAUAAUCCAUCUCACCUAUUCCAUUCCUUGAGACUGAGCCCUUAUUAUUAGUGGGAACAAGAAUCGAUUUUUAGCAAGAACACAGACGGCACUGAGCAUUCAUACAUAUUCAUUCCAUCAAGAUGCUGGCAAUCUUGACUCUAAUAGCCCUGCUAAGCUUUGCGGAGGCUAGCCGGAAAACACCGCGAACCGCUAUACCUUCAGGCCUUAGUUCGCCUUUGACAACGACAACGUUGACGACAAUACCAUCAGUUACAACAAUAGUGUCGAGUAACAUACCCUCGAUCCAGAUUAAUACGUCAAGUUCUACAUCGCGAUUGCCGAGCGCCGCCGCUGCUAAGAGCAGGUGUACUACUUUACCACUCGAUGCGCCUACGUCUACAUCUAUAUCAACUCAUACCACAUUCGACCCUGAGAUUACGCCCUCGCCCGAGUUACCACCGCCAGGGGCUAAUUUCCACGAAAUAGGCGUCAAGUAUGUACAGACUACAUACUAUAGCUGCGUAACCUUUCCUUUGGAAACGCACUGCGGCUGGCAUGAACCUAUAUUAGACGCUGGAGCGAGCGGGAUGCGAUGCGAAGGAAGUGGGCAGGCAGCUUUACGCGCCGGCGUCGUCGCUGGUAUCGUCGCUGGCGGAUUAGUACUCGGGCUUUGAUAUUUAAGUGUAGUCCGUUGUAUGUUUAUUUAUUUUUCUUCCUUUUGGGCAUGGGCAGCUGGGCAGAUAUACCUCCAACCCUAAUGACUUACGAAAUAUGAUCAUGAUAAGUCUAGGACGCUUUGCGAUUAUGAGAUACCUUAGGUAGGAAAACAGAGGCGUUCAGGAAUCAAUAACUAUAGAGUUA